Fusarium oxysporum Fo47 is the source of this 1665-nucleotide messenger RNA. Its product is annotated as amino acid permease-domain-containing protein. Gene Ontology annotation, molecular function: transmembrane transporter activity. Gene Ontology annotation, biological process: transmembrane transport. Gene Ontology annotation, cellular component: membrane. Lineage: Eukaryota; Fungi; Ascomycota; Sordariomycetes; Hypocreales; Nectriaceae. The coding region runs from base 1 to 1527 and encodes 508 amino acids. The transcript is spliced from 8 exons. The record is from RefSeq and is a predicted model, not a curated record.
AUGGAUCCCCCUAAAGAAGACAUCAAGGCUGAGCCAAUCUGCUACGAUGGAUCCGUUCUCGAGGGCAGCCAGUCUCAGUAUGACACUGACGAUGCGUAUCUCAAGUCCCUCGGAAAGUCGGCUGAGUUGCAUCGCGUCUACAACUUCUGGACAUUAUGCGCAUACCAGGUCAUGAUCAGUGCGACAUGGACGUGCGUCGUCGUUUUCUACGGUGUGAUCUUUGACGUCGGUGGACCAGCCUCGCUUCUCUACGGAUCCAUCAUCGUCGCAAUCGGCCAAACCCUACUCAUGGCCUCACUCGCUGAAUACUGUGGCAUCUGGCCUACUGCAGGUGGUCAGCAGUUCUACGUCCAGAAACUCGCUACCGAAAAGUACCGACCGUUCCUCUCAUACUUCGUCGGUUGGUGUCUGCUUCUAGCCGAGACUGCCACUGGCUCUUCUUGUGCCUUGAAUACCGCCAACAUCAUUGGUACCAUGGUGUCCAUAUUUCACCCAAAUAUUGACUGGAAGCCCAGCGCACUCCCUUUCUACAGCACCGUCGGCGCCGUUUUUACAAUCCUUGGCUUCUUUGGCUGGGCUAUCACUCUUCUUGCCACAGCCCCGAAAGCCAGCGCGAAAUUCGUAUUUACUCAAUUCAUCAACAAUUCGGGAUACACGAAUAACGGAUGGGUGUUCAUACUCAGUUUUUACAGCCCUCUGUAUGGCCUUUAUGGGACGGAUAGCAUGAUGCAUUUGGUUGAGGAGAUGAAGAACGCCUCUCAAGACGCACCAAGAGCCAUGGUUUGGUCUAUGGUCCUUUCUGGCGUUGCUACUAUCGUCACUGAUCUCAUCCUACUGUUUUGCUGCGGCAAUUAUGCUGAGUAUGUAACGGCCUUGUCACCAUACGUCACUUGGUUUUCGGACGUCGCGGGCAAUGAGUAUGCCGGGAUCUAUGUUGCAAUAGUGUUUGGUGUCGUAAACCUUCUUGUUUGCACUGGCAUCCUGUCUUCGUGUUCCCGUCUCGGCUGGCGCAUGGCGGAGGACAAGGCAUUCCCAUGGUCCCAUCGCCUCCAGAAGAUCGAUCAUAAGCUGCAGAUUCCUUUGAACUUUAUCUUUGCCAUCAUGGUGGUCGAAGUCAUCAUUGGCCUCAUUUCUUUAGGCAGUGAACUGGCCUACAACGCCAUCGUCAGUGGUGCUGGUGUUUGUUUCGCCCUUGCCUACGCGAUACCAGUUACGGUGGCUCUUGUCCGAGGCCGUUCAGUUCUUCCACCUCGCCCUCACUUUGAUCUUGGCAGAUGGGGAUACUUUGUGAACUAUGUUUCUGUUGCAUGGGCCUUACUGACUAUCGUCAUCUAUGUCAUGCCGCUGUAUCUUCCAGUCACGGGUGAAAACAUCGGGAACAUGAACUGGGCCGCACUCAUUGUUGGGGCAACGUUCCUAUUUUCCGGUGUUUGGUGGGUAUUCGGAGCAAGAUUCAGAUACCUGAAGGAAGCCUCCUUUGAUACGGAGCCGAUCCCUGUGACGGGAGAGCAUUCCAGUAGUUCUUGACACCCUUUAUACUUAGACGCAGUAGCAUGACUAUCGUAGAGGCAAUUUUGACCUAAUUACGUGAGGAACUGUGAUAUGCUUGUUUGACAGAGGGCUGAUGCGUGAAUGGGAACAGAACAUAGGCGAUAACGUUGAAAG